CUUUUUCUUCGCGUCCAAAGCCGUUUUUUAUGGCCGUUUCACACUCCUUACCGCGUCAAAUAAAGACUACCAGACAGUAACAUGUUUAUAGGCAUUACUGGACCUUUAUGUAGUGGCAAGCAUACAGUUGCCCAAUACCUUGUAGAAAAACAUAAUUUCACGUACCUUACUCUUACCGAUUCCACACAUCCUAGCGUCGACUAUGAUUGCGUUCGAUUCCAUACCCUCAAGGAAAUGCAAAUUUAUGUUACGGAACGAUGGUUGGAAAACUUUGUUACCUGCGAUGUCGACGGUCGUGGUCUAUGGCUCUUCAAGAAGCGCCCUUUCUUUUUACUAGUUUCGAUCGAGGCACCGAUAUCCGUGCGGUUCCAGCGGCAUGUUCAAAGGUGUCAGCAAAAUGGCGAAAACGAAUUGGGCUUGCUCGAGUUCGUCAUCCAAAACGACCUUGCCUUGUUCAAUAUCCCAGAGGAUGAUUCCACCAUGCUCAUAACUGAUCCCAUGAGCCCGUCAAGACCAAGGAAGCAAUUAUCCACUACUCAGUCCCAUACUCCUCUCUACACUCUCAUGUCGUUAUCAGACGUUACCAUUGCAAAUGCUUAUCAGUCUGUGCCCCAGCUCCACGCUUGUUUGGAUGACCUCGAUUUAACGAACCAUGAACGACUACGUCCAUCUUGGGAUACCUAUUUUAUGCAUCUAUCGGAUCUAGCGGCAAGACGGUCGAACUGUAUGAAGCGCAGAGUUGGGUGUAUUUUAGUCAGAGAUUCUCGGGUAAUUGCUACCGGAUAUAACGGAACGCCAAAGGGGCUGCGAAACUGCAAUGAGGGAGGAUGUCAAAGAUGUAAUGAUGCAACUCCCUGUGGAACGGGACUUGACCGGUGCCUCUGCAUGCAUGCCGAGGAAAAUGCACUACUGGAAGCCGGAAGAGAAAGAGUUGGUCCUGGCAAAGGUGUUAUACUCUACUGCAAUACGUGUCCUUGUUUAGGAUGUGCUAUCAAGAUUGUCCAAACCGGCGUCAAGGAAGUGGUGUUUUCGAAGUCAUAUGGCAUGGAUGAUUUUAUUGCCAAGGUGUUUGCUGAAGCUGGUGUAAAGUUACGUCAGCAUAGCCCGCCCAGCAUGCGACUGGAAAUGCAAGUGGAUGUGACUGAAGUCGAUAGCAGUAUCAUCGGUAAAAUGGGAUGGAUGAACUCGGAUGUAAUGAGACGAAGGGGUUCCCAGGAUCCCAAUAACCAUAAUUCAUAAAUCGGUUUGGUUUACUGGGUAUCCACUACCAUUGUGUCACCCUGGCCAUUCCCUGUAGAGAAGGAAUUUCCGCUUCAAGUCAAAAUAAAAAACUGCCACUUAUUAUUACUGCAUGGUGGUGUUUUUGCUUUGCUGCAAA
Molecule: messenger RNA, 1378 nt
Organism: Umbelopsis ramanniana AG
Lineage: Eukaryota; Fungi; Mucoromycota; Umbelopsidomycetes; Umbelopsidales; Umbelopsidaceae
Exons: 4
Coding region: 82-1239 (385 amino acids)
Molecular function (GO): zinc ion binding; hydrolase activity
Source: RefSeq, a predicted model, not a curated record